AUGACGACUGCCAUAGCGCCGCCAAUGGUUAAGUUGACGAGCGAAUCCACGGAGCCUGUACAGUCCGCUGCGGUCCCCUCAGCGUUUCCCGUACCGGUCAGCAGUCUAGACUUCACCUUCUCCCUGGAAACCGAACUCAAGCUGGUUUGGGAUGCGGAAAUUAUCACUAAUCCAUUUGCUGACCCUCCCACCAAAACCCUCACCCAUGGUCAUGCGCCCCCGCUGGCACAAGAUAUCCCCGAAGUGGAAAUAGAGCCCUCCUCGUUCCUCAAUCCGUUGGCACAUUUGGCUCUCGACGAGGCGCCGGGACUCAACCAAGAAAUACAGUCCCUCAUUCUAGAAAGCAAGCUGAGGCAGCAUCGACCAACCUUCAGCAGACAGUCCGUAUGCAGUCGUGUCACGAUGGGCAGAUCGGGCUCAAGGAAGCGGUUUCUCCAUACCAUCCCCAACAAGUAUCUCCCCGUACCGCCAUUGACUCGCAGCGCCUACUUUUACUCCUACGGUAGAUGCCCAAUGUGUGCGGGGCAGUAUCAGGAUUUAAAAAAAAUUCCGGGCAAGGAAAAGCCUACUAAAAAGUACACUGACUGGCGUACUCAGCACAAUGUGCCAAAUUACACAAAGGAUGGACCGCUUGACCAUCUGCCGGGAAAGAUUCGUCACCAACUAUCUGACGGUCGGGCGCAGGUGUGUCUAAAGAAGAUUAAUGAACAUCUAAAGUACAUAAACGACCUGCGCCAAUUCUGGUCCAACGACCCAACCCUGCAGAUGAAUGUCUCCUGUGCGCAGGCAGGCGCCCGGGAGGCUGAAACGUUGCCAGCUAAAGAAAAGCGUUCUCCAGACUUCUACACGGAGGACGCAGAAAGUAUAGGCACUUUCGCCUCGGCUCAUGAGGAGGCGAUGGACUUCACAGGGAGGUCCGUGUCCAAAUCAACGACUAGCAACCAGUAUCUCAAAUUAAACAGGGACAAGUUUACCCCACGCUGUAUGCUGAAGCCCGAAGUUGAGGACGUGCGACAUAUGUACUCCGGAACAGUAAUCCUGUCAGCCAAGAUAAAAGACUACGACCUCCACGUGCCGCUCAUUUCGCUGGACACGGAAGAAAUGCGUGAGCUGUAUACUGUCACCAUACUGCGGGACAAUUCGCUCCGACGAAUGUUCAGCUUCAAAAAUAUCGCCAGACUGCCGGAGGAGUUGCAGUACUUGAGAGUCCUAAAAAAAUCCAACGAACCCGACCUAUCUCAAGUGAAGAUGAAAGACUCGGAUACCGACAAUGAUGCCCAAUUCCGAGUAUCCUUGACAGACACCUCCAAGUGCAUCCUCUCUUCCAUUGCCAGCCACUUCUAUGAGGCUGACUUCCUUGUGCUGGGUCUAUUCACCAGCUGGUUCGGUCGGGCUCGUUGUGAUCCCAGUCUUCUUAAACUGCAAGCCCCUCAGGAAUUCAUUAAGCUCUUUCAGCUGCUCGGCGAGGAACUCUUCUACCGUGGUUCUGAUCCCUCCGCCUGCACACGUCUGGAGAUUCUCUACGUCCUGGCGACGGCUUCGAAUGAAACAAAACUACGACACCAGAUGUGGACUCACGUGAGAUUUUGGCUUGAGCCUCUGCUGAGUAACCUUGUUGCUGAGCGACCCAGCAGUCGGCAGGAGUGUUGCUACACCCUGGCUUAUCUCUUCAGCAGUAAUAAGCUUGUUGAGGACAUGCGGCAUAAUCUCACUCUGGACAUACCCUAUGAUGUGACUGCCGCCGUGGUGCGAGCCAUUGACACCUGCCCCAGCAGUUUCAUGCACUACUUCUGCCUCCUAGGCUACAUGAUCGAGGGCUGUCCCAACAUCAGCAUCCUCAGAUGCAUCACCGAGAAGGGUCCGAAUUCGAAAAAUCUCAUCUUCCGCCAACGUUGGCCUCUGCUCAUUUACUAUGCCUUCCGGUUCUGGAAAAUGGACUACCUGCUUGUGGAUCCACUCUACCCUAAACGCAUCGCCACAGAACUGGAGGCGGCCCGCAACGAUCCAAUCUCCCGUAAAGCAGCCAAGAUGGCUCUCUGUGCCGUUUCCAUGAGGACAAGAUAUCCAGUGUCCUCGAUGACCUGUUGGUUUCCCUUGAUCUCCGCUGAUGGCGAACACGAUCACGCAUGA
Spirometra erinaceieuropaei is the source of this 2130-nucleotide messenger RNA. Lineage: Eukaryota; Metazoa; Platyhelminthes; Cestoda; Diphyllobothriidea; Diphyllobothriidae. The record is from the annotation of a GenBank genome assembly.